UUUACCAUUUUGUUGGGGAGAAAUGGAUAUGAGUGGCACUGAUAAUUUUCAACAAGAAAAAAGGAACGAAGAUCUUAGGAACUCUUAUGCAAGUGACAUUUAAUCCGAAAGACACCAACACAUUUGCAAGUGCAUCUCUUGAUUGCACUAUAAAGAUUUGGAAUCUUGGCUCUCCUGACCCAAAUUUUACAUUGGAUGCCCAUUUGAAAGGGGUAAAUUGUGUUGAUUACUUCACAGGUGGUGACAAGCCUUAUCUUAUAACUGGUUCUGAUGAUCAUAGUGCAAAGGUUUGCUGCCUGUUUUCCUUUUUCUUCUUCUUCCUUGUUGGGUUCAUGUACAUGUACAAUGUGAAAAUAUUUUUGGCUAUAUUCUUUGAAAACUGGUGUGGGACUAUCAAACCAAAAGUUGUGUCCAGACACUAGACGGACACACCCACA
Messenger RNA from Camellia sinensis, 437 nucleotides. The record is from RefSeq and is a predicted model, not a curated record. Lineage: Eukaryota; Viridiplantae; Streptophyta; Magnoliopsida; Ericales; Theaceae.